CUAGCGGCGGCGGGGCUCGGGUGGGUUGUAGGAACGGAGCAGAACAGAGCAGUGCGCGGGAUGGAAGAACAGGAGAUGUGGCGUGGGGAAGUCUCGGGAGGAAAAGAACGAACCGUUUUUUGUGUAACCAGUGGCAUUGGUGGGUAAUUACCUACCAACUCCACAAGGAGGUUCAUAUUGGCUGGUUUUGGAGCUGCAAAAGAGGUGCUCCAAAACUCCACCCCCAUUUGCACUACAGCUCCAUGGAGUUUUGGAGCUGGGAUGUUUGGCUGGAUUUUUUGCAGGAGUUCUGGAGUGGAGCCAUGCCAAACAGGCCCAUGGUGCUUGAUUAGACGGGAUUUCUGAUCCACCUUUUGGCAAUAGCUAAUAUUUUUUGUUUGCUUCAACGUUGCAUAAUUGUUCCCUUGAUUUUUUUUAGAAAACUGAUGGUACUAUAAUGUUACUCUCAUCAUAUUUCCAAACUGAAUUUGAUAAACAAGAUUGUUAAGUCUUGGAGUGCCUCCUAUGGCUAUGGGUUACCAUUAGGCAUUAGCACCACUUCUGCAUGAGACAAUGAACAAGCAACAUCAACUAUAUUCAAGGAUGUUAGGGAAUUAUGAUAAGCUUAUAUCAUUAUCUUUUGAAACAAAAGUAUCAUAUCUUGCAAACUCCUGUGUGGACACACAGAUAUGUAUAUGAUGUUUGGGGUUCUUGUGUGCUGAUCUUGGCUAAUAAAUAUUGAAAAAUUGCUAACAGAGUUGAAAACAGACAAUGGUAGCUUGAAAAUCUGUCUGCGAAGUAUAUAUUUGUUCUAGGAAGUAUUUACGUUUUGUGAUAAUAUAUGAUCCCUAAUUCCAUAUAACCAUGUUAGUGGCGGAGGCACUUGAAACCUCACAUGCCUGUCUGAAACAACCUAUAUGCAGCUUGUCCUUUCUCACUGUAGUAGAAUAAUUUUACUGAUUGUCCAGAUCUGAAUAAGAUGCCUCAGCUCCUAGUUGAGUAGAAACUCUUAAUUUGGUUGCAAAGAGUUAGAGAAAUUGACAGCGCAGCAUUUCAGAAAGCUGUCCUGCCAAUAGUUCACUUCAAAGUUUCAAGAGUCUUCUGAUCUCAGAAAUUGCACUUGUAUGUGCAACUGUGCUUAUGGAAUGUGAAGGUCCUCAUAGGCAUCUCUUGCCUGGAUGAUGGUCAACUAUCCAAAAACUGGCCACAGUUGGAGCAGAUAUCUGACCUUAUUUUUCGUAUAGUAGUGUGUUGCUUGCUUACUGGUCAACUUGUCGCAAGAAUGCUGUGGUUGUGUUUUAUUACUCCUAUCACUCUCAAGUCUGAACCUCCACCUAUCCAUGUAUGUGCCAAUAUGAAAUAGCAACGCUAUGUAAUCACUGUUGCAUUGUUUGAUUUAAAAAAAGUCUUUCAGCAAGCUGUUAUGUCAGCGAAAACAUUUCAAAGUCGUUGAUGCAUUGCUUUGAUUAUGCUUGUCGUUUCCUUUUCUUUUUUUUUGGAAGAUCUACGCUUGUCAUUUUCAAUAGCUAUGAUUUUCCUUGCUUAAUGUUUGUGAUGAAUGGAAGUGUAGCCUGAAGCAUGGAUGGCGCCAAUAUUGCCGUUCACUUGUGAUGUCUGAUCAUCUGGGUCAGUAACUGGAGUGUUUGUAUCGUUUGUGGUUUAUGUUAUGCACUGGGUGUCGAAUGAAUGGGCGAUCUUGGUGACCUGGUGAUUGUAGAUGUCUGUCUAUGCCUUUAUUGCAGAAUAGACGAAUAGGGUGAUCAUGCACUUUGUGAUUGCUUGGUGUUAUUUUUAUGGGUAAUGAAGUGAAGGCCCGAUAUGCAGUAUUGUAUAUACUAUAUAUAGAGUAGUAUUAUUUUGACUUGAGUGGGUUGGAAACAAAAGGAGUUGAUAGAUUAAUGAUCCAUAGCUAAGAAGUUGGUAUGUGCUGACGCCAUUGCUUAUAUGUUUUUGUCUGCAAUACUAGGCAUGUUCGUGCGUUGUUUGUGCAUAAUCUUUGGCUGGCAAGACAUUGUCACAUUAUUAUUGAUUGACAGGUGGAUUUGUGAUGUGUUGUGUGUGCUAGCGUGGUGUAUAACAGAAUCUUUACACGACUGACUAGUAGCAUGCUGGACUUGCGGCCUGCUGGUCGCUGGCCAUGUUUCUGUUUUGGAUUCUGGCCGUUGAUUCUGCAUGUAACUUGAUACGAGAUUCGUAUUAGCGUUGACCACUGCGUUCAUCUGCAUGCAUUAUCCAAACUCUGUGGCCUUGUGUGGGUAAGCACUAAGCACGACAAUCAUUUCGAGAAGCUGUAUUUGCCAGGAUAAGAGCAUGCAGAGAAUGGUGUGCUAGUGCAGAGCGGAUGAAAGCAAAUCAAACCGAACCGGAGGUGAUAAUCUAAGCCGAAAUGACUCGGCACAGGAUUCUUUCUGAUCAGCAGCUGAUGUCCGAUUUGGCCACUUGAUUCCGUCCUUCUCCCAUUGUCAUUGUGUUACAUGUACUUUUGAGGCUUGACUGACUCUUUCCCCCCGUCUCGCCAUUCGCAGAGGAGACUUGGGUGUCACACAUCAAAAGCCUUUGGUUGGUGGUUUUGGUGGGCGCCUGCGUUGCAUUGGUUCUCACGAGACAAAGGCGCUAUCGACGACAGAAGAUGGCACAAAACAAACCAGAGUGGGCUUCCAACUCAACUGAUUUUAAAAAUGGGAGCCGUCGGUGGCACGACGUGCAGUGCAGGUCGUCGCUUGCUCGCUUCUCUGAUUUGUAAUCAACAUGCCGUGGAGCAGUAAAGCAUUUUACGUACUCCUCCACCACCACUAGGCUCUAGGCUAGCGCUGCAGGUCGGCCCGGAACCUGAGCUGACGAUCGUAGACAGCAACCUGCCUCUGCCUGACCCGCCAGUUUGCAGCUGCUGAUUCUCCAUCAAUUUCUACGUUGAUUAAUGAAUUGAGCCUGGAACUUGGCUUUACCGGUUGGUUGGAAUGGCGGAGAGGAAACAAGAGAACAAAAUGGGCAUCUGAAGCCGCCGGUGAUCCUCUGAUCGUCUUCUUCUCUCGACCUCAGUGCCGUACGCUUCUUCUAUCUGCAGGUUCCAAAGUCCAAAGUGAAAACUGGGUGAGGUCAAGAGCGGAAUCUUGGAUCCAGUCGCACGGAAUCUGCAGUACGCAAUGAGAGUUUUUGGCCUUUGCUGUCUUCCGCCGGGUUAAUUUUCUUGGGAUGAUGAGAUGCGCAGCGUGCAUUCAGGUCUGGUCUAUGGUCUUGGCUGCGCAUGACUUUGGGCGGCCGGCAGCCAGGUUAGGUUAGUAAUAAUUUGGUCAUCUGAAGAUGGUGUGAUAGUCUUCUUUAUAAAUUUAAUUGAAUUCAAGAUAGUUUGAAUUAGAACAAUGAUGCAGGAUUUAUGAUAUUCAAAUCAAACCUAAAGAACGAGUCGCUGUCAAGAAUAAUCUCAAACGAGUAGGAGUACUAGGCACUGGAUUGUGGGGCUGCGGUAAAGGAGGCGGGUCCCUCCGAUUCUCAUUGUCCGUCCAAUCUCCGGUAGUCGCGGAAAGGAGAAAGGUGCUCUGCUCCCCCUGCCCUGCCGGCGGAGACCAACCGCCCGAUCCUCCAGCGCCGCAUCACCUCCGUCCAGCCGGAAAGUUUUGGAAUCGGAUGAGGACCCCACGCGGCGACUCCUGGCUUGCCGCCGGCACCCACGACCACGAAGCACAAGCAGCAGGCGCCAAAAACAAAUGAUCAAUUUCCUUCUCCUACGGCACGCCCACAGAGCAUCAUCCCCCUCGCCUCCUCUGUUCAGCUCGCUCUCCUCGUCUCUGCUCCUCGCCUCCGCCUUUUGGAUUGGAGUUGGACCCUGCAUCGCCGGCGACAUCACCGCCAAAUACCAAACUGCCCCUACCCCCCGCCCUCUAUAAAUACGGAGCCGGCGUCUUCCGUCACAAGAUUCUGCCAAAAGAUCCCCUCGGAAUCCCCCGCCCGCCCAUUUCGCCGUCGCCAUCCCCCGGUCUCUCUUUGUCGCCGCCGCGGCAUCCUCCGCCCCUGAACGCUAGGCCUUGCUGCCGGACGUCGCUAUGACCGAGCCGUAGGCGGCACCUCGGCGCCGCGGGAGACGAUGGAGAACGAUGGCAUCGAGGAGGGCGUGGGCGAAAGCUCCUGGCCUGCCACCGCCGCCGCCGCCGACCGAGGAGCCACCUCGGCCGGCGGCGGCGGCGUCGGGUACACUGACAUCCGGAAGGAGAUCUUCGAUCGUCUCAUGGCCAUGGGAAUCGAAGAGGUCGUCUCAGACCCGCCGGCCUUCCGCGAACAGCUCGACCGCCACUUUGAGCGGCUGCCGGCGAGCUACUCCAUCGAUUUGGACGUCGAGAAGGCGGAGGACGUGUUGCUGCACCGCAGGAUUCUCGACGAGUGCGCCGACCCUGACAAGCGCCCCGUCUUCCAUGUCCGCUUCGUGAGGUGCGUGGAGGCCCCGGUGGAUUCAGAAGACAAGGCACAGGGCCCUUCUACGAGGGAAUACGGUAAUAGUGGGGGCUCUCUCACUUCCACUUUGAGAGAGAUUGAAUUUAAAGGAUCUGAACCAUGCGAAAGGAUGAUGGAGGACCUGAGUUUGGAGAGAAGAAAAGUUGUGGAUGACUCUGAGGCCAGUUCUGCGAGGAGAGACGUAGGAAUUCUCCAUGUUCAUGAAAUUAUUUUUUCUACCAUUGACAAGACAAAGCUCCUCGCUCAGUUAUCUUCUUUGCUGUCUGAAGUUGGACUGAACAUUCGUGAAGCUCAUGUUUUCUCAACAACCGAUGGCUUUUGUUUGGAUGUAUUUGUUGUUGAUGGUUGGGAAACAGAGGACACGGAUGGUUUGCUACAGAGUCUCAAGGAGACAGCGGCACGCAAUCAUGCCUCAUUAUCAAACCCAACAAAUUCUGCAGCCUCGGAAAGAAUACUAGAGCUGCAAGAGAAGAUUGGUGAUUCGAAUGUUGACAGGAGUUUGCUGCAGAUUGGGGAGAAGAUUGCAUCUGGAUCUUCCGGAGACUUAUUCCGAGGAACUUAUCAUGGUAUGGAUGUCGCAAUAAAGUUCCUUAGAGCUGAACAUGUUAAUGACUCUUCAAAAUUGGAGUUUUUACAAGAAGUAACGAUUCUAAAGAGUGUCAAUCAUGAUAAUGUUGUUCGGUUCUACGGGGCAUGCACAAAGCAGAGAAAAUAUGUCAUUGUAACAGAGUAUAUGCCUGGAGGUAAUUUAUAUGACUUUCUUCACAAGCAAAAAAACACUGUGGAUCUCACAAUGGUUCUUAGGAUUGCUAUCGGCAUCUCAAGGGGGAUGGAUUAUUUGCACCAAAACAAUAUUGUCCAUAGAGACUUGAAGACUGCCAAUUUGCUGAUGGGCUCUGAUCAUGUUGUGAAGAUUGCAGACUUUGGAGUCUCAAGGAAUCCACCUCAAGAGGGAGACAUGACUGCUGAAACUGGCACCUACAGAUGGAUGGCACCUGAGGUAAUAAACCACAAGCCCUAUGAUCAUAGGGCAGAUGUCUUCAGCUUUGCUGUCGUUCUCUGGGAGCUGGUCACUUCAAAGAUGCCAUACGAAAAUCUGACACCCCUGCAAGCUGCACUUGGAGUGAGGCAGGGAAUGCGGUUGGAGAUCCCCUCAUGGGUGCAUCCGCAACUGUCUAAACUGAUUCAGCAGUGCUGGGAUGAAAAUCCUAACGUGCGUCCCUCAUUCGCUGAGAUCACCGCAGAACUGGAAGACAUGUUACGGCAUCUUCAGGGCUCCAAGGGAAGCAACCGUCAUUCCAAAGGAAAGGUGCACAAGAAAUCACAGGGAUAGGUAGAAUAACAAGGUUCUCAGAAACAGCUUAGAGGAGCUUAAGGGGCCGUUUGGUUCCCUUUGCUUAUUUUUAGCACCUGUCACAUCAAAUGUUUAGAUACUAAUUAGAAGUAUUAAACGUAGACUAUUUACAAAACCCAUUACACAGAUGGAGGCUAAAUGGCGAGACGAAUCUAUUAAGCCUAAUUAGCCUCUAUCUGUAUAAUGAGUUUUGUAAAUAGUCUACGUUUAAUACUCCUAAUUAGUAUCUAAACAUUCGAUGUGAUAGGUGCUAAACACCGUCCAUGUUAUGAGGCUACUACGCUUAGGGGUUGUAAAGGGCCCUCUAAUUUAGCCUAGCAAAUUUAAGGAUCGGACUCAAUAAGAGCUGGAACAUAAUAUUAUAUGAUUUUGAACUAAAAAUAGAUAGGACUGAGUUGGAAGGGUCAUGAUUCAUUACCACCCCUAACUACACUAUGCUACGGUUGGUUGUUACGAAGAUGCUGCUAGUACAGAAUGUUUUGUAUAUAUGUAUAUGUGUGGGGUUGCUUGCUUUUGCC
Messenger RNA from Setaria italica (foxtail millet), 6297 nucleotides. RefSeq names its product serine/threonine-protein kinase STY8. The transcript is spliced from 16 exons. Gene Ontology annotation, biological process: protein phosphorylation. Bases 4061 to 5758 code for a protein of 565 amino acids. NCBI's taxonomy places the organism in Eukaryota, Viridiplantae, Streptophyta, Magnoliopsida, Poales, Poaceae. Gene Ontology annotation, molecular function: ATP binding; protein kinase activity. The record is from RefSeq and is a predicted model, not a curated record.